AGUCUCGCUUCCUGUUGGGCUGCGGCGGCUGUCAGGAAGCCCGACUUGGCUGAAGUGAGUGAAGCCCUGUUUAAGUAUCGCCCCAAUUCGUAAAGAUGAGUGAGGAACACUACCUGGAGCUGUGCGAGAACCCGGUGCAGUUCGAGCACGCGUCCAGCGUCAACAACGUCUUCUUCGAUGAGGCGAACAAGCAGGUGUUCGCAGUUCGUUCAGGUGGGGCUACAGGUGUGGUGGUCAAAGGCCCGGAUGACAAGAGCAGCGUUGCCUUCAGGAUGGAUGAUAAAGGAGAAGUAAAGUGCAUUAAGUUCUCCAUUGGAAAUAAGAUCUUAGCCGUUCAGAGAACUUCAAAGUCAGUGGAUUUUAUCAACUUCAUACCCGACUAUCCACACACAGAAUUCACCCAGGAAUGCAAGAUGAAGAACGCCAAUGUUCUGGGGUUCUGUUGGACAAACUGGAACGAGAUUGUCUUCAUCACCGACCAGGGAAUUGAAUUCUAUCAGGUGUUUCCUGACAAACGCAAUCUGAAGCUGCUAAAGAGUCAGAGCAUUAACGUGAACUGGUACCAGUACUGUCCAGAGACCGCUGUCAUCCUGCUGUCCACCACGGUGCAGGGAAACGUCCUGCAGCCCUUCGCCUUCAGGAAUGGGACCAUGUCUAAGAUGUCCAAGUUUGAGAUUGAGCUGCCAGUCGUCCCCAAACCAGCCAAACUCAGUCUGUCGGAGAGAGACGUUGCCAUGGCAACGAUCUACGACCAGUUGUAUGUGAUGUACCUGAAGCAUCACUCAAGGUCAGCCAACAGCCCCAGUGCAGAGGUGGUUCUCUAUCACUUACCCAGGGAAGGAGCCUGUAAGAAGAGUCACGUGUUGAAGCUGAACACUACGGGCAAGUUCGCCCUGAACAUCGUGGACAACCUGGUGGUGGUUCAUCAUCAGAGCUCCCAGACAUCGCUGAUCUUUGACAUCAACCUGAAGGAGUCGGACUCUGUCAACACACACCAGCCUGUCCUUCCUGCCAGGUCCAUUCACCCCUACAGGAUACCACUGUCAGGUCCAGCAGUCGUCCCCUCUCAGCCUCCGGUACCAUGUCAGCUCUACUCGUCGUCCUGGAGCGUCUUCCAGCCUGACAUCAUCAUCAGCGCCAGCGAAGGCUACCUGUGGUACCUGCAGGUGAAGCUGCCUCCAACCGUCAACCUGCUGCAGGACAAAGGCAAACUGAUGGACUUCCUGCUACGACGGAGAGAGUGCAAGAUGGUGAUCCUGUCCGUCUGCUCACAGAUUCUGGAGGGUGGAGGGUUUGGAAAUCUGCCUGUGGUGGCGACUGUGUUCGACAAACUCAACCAGGUGUAUAAAGAUUAUUUGGAGGCAGAGCAGAGCUACACGGUGACAAUGGAGUCUGGUCCAAGUCGAGGCAGCGCAGCUCAGAAACGUCCGGUCAGGACUCAGGCUGUCAUCGACCAGUCGGACAUGUACACACACGUCCUGUCAUCUUUCACAGAGAGAAAGGGGGUGUCUCAUAAGUUCAUCAUUGCCGUCCUGAUGGAGUACAUCCGCUCUCUGAACCAGUUCCAGAUCACGGUCCAGCACUAUCUGUACGAGCUGGUGAUUAAGACGCUGGUGCAACACAACCUGUUCUACAUGCUGCACCAGUUCCUGCAGUAUCACGUGCUCAGCGACUCCAAACCGCUGGCCUGUUUGCUUCUGUCCCUGGAGAGUACGUAUCCUCCUGCCCACCAGCUCUCACUGGACAUGCUGAAGCGUUUGUCCACAGCCAAUGACGAGAUCGUAGAGGUUCUGCUGUCGAAGCAGCAGGUUCUGGGAGCGCUCCGGUUCAUCCGCAGUGUUGGUGGACACGACAACGUGUCAGCCAGGAAGUUUCUGGAUGCAGCGCGUCAGACCGGAGACCAGAUGCUGUUCUACACUGUGUUCAGGUCGUUCCAGCAGAGAAACCAGCGUCUGAGAGGUAGCCCCAGCUUCAAUCCUGGGGAGCACUGUGAGGAGCACGUCACCCACUUCAAGCAGCUGUUUGGGGAGCAGGCGCUGAUGAAGCCUUCUACUGUGUGAACCACAUGGACCGAGACGUCGCUGAGCCCAAGUGUGUUUCAUCCAGAACUCAGAAAUGUCUCCAUGUGUUUCCACAAGUGAAACUUCUCUGCCUGAUGUGACCACAUCGAUCCCCUUAAGCUACAGGUGUCAAGCUAAACAUCUACAAAGCUUCAGUAUGUCCUGCAGGAUCCUUCUGCUGAUGCAGGAGAUCAGACGUGGAAAAAAUAAACAUGUAAAGAUGAGCUCAUUAAUAGUGUAUUAUGUUGUUAUGAUAAUCAGAACGUGACAACGUGGGAUAUUAAUGUGAACUGACACAGUUCAAGAUGCUCAGCUGAUGUCAGCUCUGUACAUAUGACUAAUGGAACAUGUUAAUUUUGUAAGAGAAAGAAUAAAAUGCUGUAACUGGCA
Betta splendens (Siamese fighting fish) is the source of this 2450-nucleotide messenger RNA. RefSeq names its product regulator of MON1-CCZ1 (gene rmc1). The coding region runs from base 96 to 2060 and encodes 654 amino acids. The transcript is spliced from 21 exons. Gene Ontology annotation, cellular component: lysosomal membrane; Mon1-Ccz1 complex; late endosome membrane. Gene Ontology annotation, biological process: regulation of autophagy. Lineage: Eukaryota; Metazoa; Chordata; Actinopteri; Anabantiformes; Osphronemidae. The record is from RefSeq and is a predicted model, not a curated record.